Messenger RNA from Elaeis guineensis (African oil palm), 1413 nucleotides. Its product is annotated as UPF0481 protein At3g47200-like. The record is from RefSeq and is a predicted model, not a curated record. Lineage: Eukaryota; Viridiplantae; Streptophyta; Magnoliopsida; Arecales; Arecaceae.
AUGGCAGCAAAACCUGAAGAGCACUCGGUAGAUAUUGAUUUGCAGCUGGUAAACUCGAUGGUACAAAAAGUCCGCUCUCUGGGAGACAGUGGUUCAUGGAAAGAUGGCCUCCGCACAAUCCACCGGGUCCCCCUCAACAUCCGGAAGCGUGACGAAAAUGCCUACAAUCCCAAAAUUUUAUCAAUCGGCCCAUACCACCGUGGCGCUCUAAAGCUCCAAGCCAUGGAAGUGCACAAAAUGAGGUACCUCAGCGAACUACUUGGCUCCAACCUUAUACCCAACAUCACGAAGUGUGUCAAAAGGAUCCAGGAGCUAGAGAAAGUAGCAAGGAACUGCUACUCUGAAAUAAUUGACCUCAGCAGCGAGAAGUUUGCGGAAAUGAUGCUGCUCGACGGCUGCUUCAUCAUCCAGUUCUUGAUACAAAGGAACCAAAAUGAAGCAAGGAAACAGAAGAGGAGGGAAGCUGGCGAUCCUAUCUAUGUUGUGAGCUGGAUGUCACCUCUCAUAAGGCAUGACCUGCUGAUACUCGAGAACCAGAUUCCCUUCAUCAUCCUGAAGGCCAUCUUCGAUGUCGUGCAGAGUUCCUCACAGGAAAAUCGACCCUCACUCAUGGUGCUAGCACUCAAUUACAUCACACAUGGAAAGGAAACUGAAAUCCCUCCAAAAAUGUAUGAUCACGAACCACAUCAUUUGCUGCAUUUGCACCAUUUGUUUCAUUCAUGUGACCUUCCACCUCCAGCACCCUCCACCCCCACUUGCUGUCAUCCCUUGGUUAAAUUUUUCUUAAAAUUUCUGCCUCUACGACGAGCCACUUCGGACAUUCAUUUCACCGAGGAUCGAACCCCGAGAACGAUCCCGUGUGCGUCAGAGCUCAGGGAGGCUGGCGUCCGGUUUAGGAAGAAGGAGAGCAAGAGCUUCUUGGAUGUCACAUUCAGCAAUCGUGUACUCCAAAUGCCAUUGCUAUCGAUCGGUAACUCGACCAACCCCUUGUUCCGUAACCUCAUCGCCUUCGAGCAGUGCUGCCCGAGUGCAGGGAGCUAUUUCACAUCUUAUGCAGUGCUGAUAGAUGACUUAAUUAACACGCCAAGGGACGUAGCCAUCCUCCAGAGCUGGGGGAUCCUCGAGAACAAGCUGGGGAGCGACGAGGACGUCGCACUGCUCUUCAACCGGCUGCUGGUGGAUGUCACGUCCACGGCGGAAAGCAACACCUACGCCGAGCUCUUCAAGAAGGUGAACACGCACUGUGGAUCCAAGUGGAACAAGUGGCGAGCAAAGCUGGUGCGCGAGUACUUCAGCAACCCAUGGUCCAUCAUCUCGCUGCUAGCCGCCAUUGUUCUGCUGGUUCUAACCAUCAUACAGACCGUCUUCUCUAUAACAUCUUACUACUAUACUCCAACUCGCUCUAGAUCAUAA